UGCUAGGUAUUAACGUGUCAUAACAUUUGAUAUUCUUAACCAAAUAAAAUGUAUAGUCAUAUCUCUUUAAUUUGUGGGAUCAUUAACCAAUACCAUGCCUCUUAACUUUUUCGGUUCCUCGACUCCCUCGUGCUCGUAUAGAGUCCCGUAAGUCAUAAAACCGGUUAAGCUGUUGAUAUCUCCGGUCAGUAAUUUCAGGAAACGGUUCGUCUUUAUCUGGAUUAAAAAAUACUAGCAUUUAGAAGAAAAAAAGUAUAUUCGUUAAAAAAAAAAGAUUUGGAAAGAAAGUAUAAAGAGCGGGAAAUAAAUCCCAAAGAUAUCGCGAAAUCGUGCUGAUUUGACCAAAAUUAAACCAAAACUUUACUCUCUGAGAAAACCAUUCAGUUUCCCCAAAAAAAAAAAAAAAAAAAAUCCACCUUAAAUCCCGUGUCUCGGGUUUUCUUUCGUUACUGAUUGGGGGCUCCGAGAGUUGCGCCGAGGACGAUUGAGAAUUUUGAUUUUCUAAAUGGAUUCUGUGGAGGAGAACGGACGCGGUGGUCUCCGUAGGCAGCGGAGGGUUUCUACGAAGCUAGCGAAUUACGUAGAUCCUCCGACUGACGACGAAGAAGAUGGAGGAUCUAACAAGCGAAAGGGCAAAAGGGGUGUAUAUGGGCCUCGGAAAAAGACACCGAAGGAAGACGAGGAGAAGCAAAAGAACGAAAUUGAUGAAGCAAACGGAGUCGCUGGUCUGGUGAAGGAAAAGAGAGCCGCUACUAAGAUUGUGAAAGGCAAAGACCUCAUUACUGAAGCUUCUGGAAGCAAGCCCAUGCUAGCAAAGGGAAAAAGGACUAAGAAGGAGGAUGAAAUCGAUGGUGAGAUUCCAACUAAGCCGGGCAAGAAGCCCAAGACUACAGUGGACGAGAGAAUCAUUGGUUACAGACCGGACAAUAUGUGCCACCAAUGUCAAAAGAGCGAUAGGAUUGUUGAACGGUGUCAGACCUGCAAUAGCAAGCGUUAUUGUCACCCUUGCUUAGACACUUGGUAUCCACUUAUAGCAAAAGAAGAUGUUGCCAAGAAAUGCAUGUUCUGCUCUAGUAUUUGCAAUUGCAGAGCAUGCUUGCGUCUAGAUACUAAAUUGAAAGGGAUAAAUUCGAAGCUCAUCCUCAAUGAGGAAGAAAAGGUUCAAUCCUCUAAGUUUAUUCUGCGGAGUCUUCUCCCACAUCUAAAAGGAAUAAAUGAUGAACAAGUCGCAGAGAAGGAAGUUGAGGCCAAAAUAUCAGGACUGAAGUUUGAAGAGGUUAGACCGCAAGACGCUAAAGCUUUCCCCGAUGAAAGACUAUACUGUGAUAUCUGCAAGACUUCUAUCUAUGAUCUCCAUAGGAAUUGCAAGGCCUGUAAUUGUGAUAUCUGCCUUAGCUGUUGCCUUGAGAUCCGCAAUGGAAAGGCUCUGGCAUGUAAGGAGGAUGUGUCUUGGAAUUAUAUUAACCGAGGUUUAGAGUAUGAACAUGGAGAAGAAGGAGAAGUUAUUGAAAAGGCGGGGAAUAAGCUAGAUGAUAAGCUGAAAGAUAAGCCGAAAGAUAAGCCGGAUGAUGAGCUGGAUGAUAAGCCGAAGGGUAAGCCAAAGGGUAAACCGAAAGGUAGGCCGGAUGAUAAGCCGAAGGGUAAGCCAAAGGGUAAACUGAAGGGUAAGCAGGAUGAUAAACCGGAUGAUAAGCCGAAGGUUAAGCCGAUUAAUACAGACCAUAUGAAGUACCCUUCUAUGUGGAAAGCAAAUGAAUCUGGGAUCAUUACUUGUUAUUGUGGUGCUGGGGAGUUAGUGUUGAAACGACUACUUCCGGAUGGUUGGAUAUCUGAGUUGGUCAACAGAGUAGAAAAAACUGCUGAAGCUAGCGAUCUUUUGAAUUUACCUGAAACGGUUUUGGAGCAAUGCCCUUGUUCUAACUAUGACAGUCAUAUUGACAUAGACAGCUCUAAUUUGUUGAAAGCUGCUUGUCGAGAAGGUUCAGAAGACAAUUAUCUAUACUCUCCAAGUGUAUGGGAUGUUCAACAAGAUGAUUUGAAGCAUUUUCAGCACCAUUGGGUAAAAGGCGAGCCUGUGAUUGUGAGAAAUGUGCUUGAAGCUACAUCUGGUUUAAGCUGGGAACCAAUGGUAAUGUUUCGUGCCUGCCGCCAGAUAAGCCAUGUCCAGCAUGAAACACUUACGGAUGUUGAUGCUGUUGAUUGUUUGGACUUCUGUCAGGUAAAAGUUACUCUUCAUGAAUUUUUUACUGGAUACACGGAUGGCCGAUAUGAUCGUAUGGGUUGGCCACUAGUUCUGAAACUGAAAGAUUGGCCUCCAGCUAAAGUCUUCAAAGAUAGCUUGCCACGUCAUGCUGAGGAGUUCUUAUGUAGUUUGCCUUUGAAGCAUUACACUCACCCGGUUAAUGGACCUUUGAAUCUUGCUGUCAAGCUUCCCCAAAACUGCUUGAAGCCAGACAUGGGACCAAAGACGUACGUUGCUUCUGGAUUUGCUCAAGAAUUUGGCCGUGGAGAUUCUGUUACUAAGCUCCAUUGCGACAUGUCUGAUGCGGUGAAUAUUUUGACGCACAUAUCUGAAGUGCCCAUUAACGACAAGAUGCAAGAUGGAAUGGGGAAACUGAAAAAGAAGCAUGCCGAACAAGAUCUCAAGGAGCUGUAUAGCUCAGUAGCUAACCAGGAGGAAAUGAUGGAGAUUCUUGAAAAUUCCAGACAACAAGUCCAAAAUGUUGAAACUGAUGAUGGAGCUCUUUGGGACAUUUUCCGUAGAGAAGAUAUUCCUAAAUUAGAAAGUUACAUUGAGAAACAUCACAAGGAGUUCAGACAUCUCUACUGCUGUCCUGUGUCUCAGAUUGCUCAUCCUAUACAUGACCAGAAUUUCUAUCUGACGCGGUAUCAUAUAAUGAAGCUGAAAGAAGAAUAUGGCAUUGAACCUUGGACCUUUAAUCAGAAGCUUGGGGAUGCUGUUUUAAUACCUGUAGGUUGCCCUCAUCAAGUUAGAAAUUUGAAGUCCUGCACAAAGGUAGCUUGUGACUUUGUCUCACCUGAAAAUGUCAGCGAGUGUUUACACUUGACAAAACAGUAUCGUCUACUUCCACCAAAUCAUUUUGCAAAAGAAGACAAGUUAGCGGUUAAGAAGAUGAUAAUCCAUGCAGUUGAUAAAGCUCUCAGAGACUUAAGUGGAGAGAAGUCUCCAGAACCCAAAGAGAAGAAGAGAAGUACGAAUUCAAGGAAGACAACAGCCAGGACAGUUGUUAAGGCUCUCAAAGAAUUACCUCCAAGUGAAAAGAAGUCUUCGGAAGCAGCUGAAGAGGAGAUAUCAAAUGGGAUAGUCAAUGCAAUCGAUAAGGCUCCCAAGGACUUCCCUCCAAGUGAACAGAAGUCUUCCGAAGCCGAAGAGGAGAUAUCAAAUGGGAUAGUCAAUGCAAUGGAUAAGGCUCUCGAAAACAUAUCUUCAAGCGAAAAGAAGUCUCCGGAAGAGGAAGGGGUGAAAAGACCUAAGAUUGUGAGGACAUAUGAGCGCAGAAAAAAGCAGAGAAGUGAGAAGACCAACGCGGACAUUGGCAGAUUAGAAAUGGAGAAGAUGUAGUAGUAGUUUUUGUUGCAUCUCAACUUUUCAUCAUCUUUUAAACUAUUUUGCAUUAAGGAAUCUCGAAGUUAAACAUAUUACUAAGAGAUCGACUAAGAAUAUACUUAGUCCUUAGUUAUAUCUAUUUUUGGCAUCUUUAGUU
Molecule: messenger RNA, 3725 nt
Organism: Arabidopsis lyrata subsp. lyrata
Lineage: Eukaryota; Viridiplantae; Streptophyta; Magnoliopsida; Brassicales; Brassicaceae
Product: lysine-specific demethylase JMJ25
Biological process (GO): regulation of transcription by RNA polymerase II
Cellular component (GO): histone deacetylase complex; chromatin
Molecular function (GO): histone H3K9 demethylase activity; transcription coregulator activity; chromatin DNA binding
Source: RefSeq, a predicted model, not a curated record